Molecule: messenger RNA, 362 nt
Organism: Ceraceosorus guamensis
Lineage: Eukaryota; Fungi; Basidiomycota; Exobasidiomycetes; Ceraceosorales; Ceraceosoraceae
Exons: 1
Coding region: 59-334 (91 amino acids)
Source: RefSeq, a predicted model, not a curated record
AGCGGGGGGCAGAAGUUGAUAGGCUCUACCGGCAAAGCUUCUGGCAGCUUCCAAGCGAAUGCCGCGAUCCCGCGAUCCCGCGAUCCGAGGUCUCCUGCUCGGCUUCUCCUGGCGUGGCCAUCUUCACGUGCUUGUUGGAGGUCCCUCUUCAUGCUCGCUUCUCAAGGCUGCGAACGACGCACACAAUGUUUUCCCUGUCGCACAACCCUUCGCACCCCCACCCCGCGAGACGUGCUGUGGACACCUCUCCCGCCGCGCUUGUAACCUUUUGAUUGUGAUUCUGAUUGUAGCUCUAGACGGUGUGGAUUUUGUCAUCGAUGUCGUCAUCUCGUGAUGAGCGCACGGGCGUCCAUCUCGCAGUC